CCGUUUAUCCGUACAAACCGGUCUUCUGGGCUGCCUGCGCUGAGCAUGCCGCUAUAAAAAGGCGUACAGUACUUGCUUGUGGUUAUCACAGGACCUCCUCGGUACAACUGAAAGCUCGUCGAGAUGCUCAAGUACGCGUCGAUCGCCCUCGCCUUGGCUGCACUUGGUGUGGCUCAGCAGCAGGAAUGGCAGCAGUGCGGUGGUAUUGGUUGGGCUGGCGCGACUGCCUGCGUCUCUGGGACGGUCUGCACCGUUAUGAACGACUAUUACUCCCAGUGUUUGCCCGGAACUGCUCCUGCUGGCCCUUCUAGCACCUCCUCGACCGCGCCAUCCGCUCCGAGCACUCCUGCCGGCUCUCUUCCCCGUCUCGGAGGAGUCAACACCUCAGGCUAUGAUUUCAGUGUCGCUACUAACGGCAGCUUCUCCGGAACUGGUGUCUCGCCUCCUGUCUCUCAGUAUCCUCACUUCACAGCGGAGGGCGCAAACCUCUAUCGUAUUCAUUUUGCUUGGCAGCUCAUGACUCCCACCCUGGGUGGAUCCAUCGACUCGGGUUUCUUCUCUGAAUAUGACCAGACUGUGCAAGCUGCACUGAGCUCUGGACCGAACGUCUACGUUAUCGUCGAUCUACACAACUAUGCUCGAUGGAAUGGCGGCAUCAUUGCUCAAGGUGGACCUACUGAUGCUCAAUUCCAGAGCAUCUGGACGCAGCUUGCCCAGAAGUACGGCAGCAACGAGCGUAUCAUUUUUGGUAUCAUGAACGAGCCGCAUGAUCUCAACUCCAUUUCUACCUGGGUCAACUCCGUGCAGGGAGUCGUCAAUGCCGUCCGUGCUGCUGGAUCCCAGAACUACCUUCUCCUUCCCGGAAGCAGCUACUCGUCGGCGCAAACUUUCCCUACCGAGGCCGGACCUCUUCUUGUGUUGGUCACUGACCCUCUCGGCGGUACUAGCAAGCUUGUCUUCGAUGUCCACAAGUACCUCGACAGCGAUAACAGCGGAACUCACCCAGACUGCACGACCGACAACGUCCAGGUCCUUCAGACCCUCGUCCAGUUCCUGCAACAAAACGGCAACAGGCAAGCUAUCCUCAGUGAGACCGGCGGCGGUAACACUGCUAGCUGCGAGUCCCUUCUCAGCAAUGAGCUCGCGUACGUGAAGUCUGCCUACCCCAACCUUAUUGGCUUCUCUGUUUGGGCCGCGGGUGCUUUCGACACCACCUAUGUUCUUUCAGUUACGCCCAACCCUGACGGUUCUGACCAGCCCCUCUGGGUCGACGCCGUUCAGCCUAACCUCCCUUGAAAACCUGGGCAGCCUUCGCGACUCUGCGCUUGCUUGAACAGGGUAUGAUGCGUAAGAUACACCAUGUGUGCUAGAUUUGGCUUGAUCAAAUAUACGAAGAUGCUUUCC
Messenger RNA from Phanerochaete carnosa HHB-10118-sp, 1404 nucleotides. RefSeq names its product glycoside hydrolase family 5 protein. Gene Ontology annotation, molecular function: hydrolase activity, hydrolyzing O-glycosyl compounds; cellulose binding. Gene Ontology annotation, biological process: glucan catabolic process. The coding region runs from base 124 to 1296 and encodes 390 amino acids. The transcript is spliced from 13 exons. NCBI's taxonomy places the organism in Eukaryota, Fungi, Basidiomycota, Agaricomycetes, Polyporales, Phanerochaetaceae. The record is from RefSeq and is a predicted model, not a curated record. Gene Ontology annotation, cellular component: extracellular region.